AUGUCGUCUGAUCAUGGUUUCCGCCCUCCUGCCGACUGGCCAGCUCAAGCCACCGCUCUUCCGAUUAUCGUGAUGGAAGAUGGUUCCUACGACUGCAACAAAGCAGAAGGGAAUCCAGAAGAAAAUCCCCACAAGCUUUUCCAAGAGUUUUCUUCCCUCCUAUCGGAACGAAACGUUGAGUCGGAAAUAGUAUUCUCCCAAUACUAUAGGCAGAAGAUCUAUCAACUCGUUUGGUCGUCAAACAUGAUCGAAAACGUUGGAGCAGAUCUUAGCCUGACACUUGGACUUUGUCAACACGUUUUCGGAGGUUGGCCAGCGAGUGAGUUAUUGCUCUGCUUUGACUCUGUCAGGAGUCAGAGAGAGAUCAUCCACCACGCCAAAGCUGCAGGUUAUAUCCUUGGAGAAAUUGGCAAAGGGGGUGAUCUUUCUGAGGAACUGAUACGUAAUACACACGAGAUAUUGACCUGUGGAAUCGAUAUGGAGGAUGGCACACCAUGGACUGAAUUCAGCGGCAAAUACCGACGAGGCCCUAUGCGAAAGGGUUCUUAUCAGUUCAUACACAAGAACAGAGUUCCUUCAGCGAUGCAGCGGAUGGUCAAAGACUUCAACGAAGAGGUACUGCAAGCUACAGAGAGCGGCCAGAUCGACCCCAUCGCGCUCGCUGCCAGGCACAGCCAUACCUUCACCAAGAUCCAUCCUUUUGAGUGUGGGAACGACCGUAUAUCUCGAUUAAUUCUCAACGCAAUCCUUUUCAAAUUUACACUCUGCCUCGUUCCUUUCGGACAAGACGAGAAUUGUCGAAAUGAGUAUAAGGAUAUUGUUAUGGACGCAUUACUAAGAGAAGGCGUGUGCGAUUUACUCGAACUGGAAGGUGUGCCCAAGGAGCUCAGGCCAAGAAACUGGAUAAACCUUGCUUGUUUUAUCUUAAAACAUGCUCUCGAGACCAUGAAGGAAAUGCAUCAACUGGGGCAGCUUUCGAGUAGCCAGUCUUCGAGCAGCCAGUCUUCAAGCAGCUAG
Messenger RNA from Fusarium coffeatum, 1017 nucleotides. RefSeq lists its product as uncharacterized. The record is from RefSeq and is a predicted model, not a curated record. The transcript has a single exon. Lineage: Eukaryota; Fungi; Ascomycota; Sordariomycetes; Hypocreales; Nectriaceae. The coding region runs from base 1 to 1017 and encodes 338 amino acids.